This is a messenger RNA of Durotheca rogersii, 1625 nucleotides long. Its product is annotated as Golgi phosphoprotein 3-domain-containing protein. The transcript is spliced from 4 exons. The record is from RefSeq and is a predicted model, not a curated record. Gene Ontology annotation, biological process: retrograde vesicle-mediated transport, Golgi to endoplasmic reticulum; Golgi organization; Golgi to plasma membrane protein transport. Gene Ontology annotation, molecular function: phosphatidylinositol-4-phosphate binding. Gene Ontology annotation, cellular component: cytosol; Golgi cisterna; trans-Golgi network. The coding region runs from base 343 to 1389 and encodes 348 amino acids. NCBI's taxonomy places the organism in Eukaryota, Fungi, Ascomycota, Sordariomycetes, Xylariales, Xylariaceae.
GAGAAAAAAAAAGAGAGUGAGAGAAGAGGGAGACUCGAGGAAGAAGAAGAAAAACAUCCGCACAUUAGACGAGAUAUGCUGUCAUAUAUAUAUAUAUAUAUCCACGGUUUACGACGUUUCGUAUUAACGCGGAUGCCUAACGCAGAUACCGAUGCCCAGCCUAUGAGGUCCUAUCCUGUCUAUCUCAAACCUGUGCGACGCGCCUCCGUACCGAACCCACGCCACCCCUCAACCGCUACCUAAUUACCUCGUACUCUCCUAGCACACCACCUGGGCCUUCCCCCGAGCCGCAUUGCCCGAGGAGAGACACCGAGACCCAGAGAGAGACCGCUCACAGACACCAUGUCGACGGGAUUGACGAGACGCCGCGGAGCAGGCGGCGGCAGCGGCACCACCAGCGAGGAGCCGAGCAAUGGCGCCAGCCGUUCCAGCUCCGCUCAGAACGCACGCGACAGCGCCCCCGAGACGAGCUACGAGAACAGCGAAAACGGACACAAGAUUGCCUUCGACCCCCGCGACAUCAGCGAGAGCGCCGAGAGGAGCAAGCAGCCGAAACUGACUUUGAUGGAGGAGGUUAUAUUGCUGGGUCUCAAGGACAAGCAGGGCUACCUCUCGUUUUGGAAUGAUAACAUCAGCUAUGCCUUGCGGGGCUGCAUUGUCCUCGAGCUAGCCUUCCGCGGUCGCGUCAGCAUGCAGAAAGACGCCUCUCGGCGGCGUUUCCCCUUAGCCGACCGCACUAUCGAGGUCAUCGACGACACCCUGACCGGCGAGGUGCUCCUGGACGAGGCCCUGAAGAUGAUGAAACAGAGCGAGAAGAUGAGCGUCAGCGCUUGGAUCGAUCUCAUGAGCGGCGAGACUUGGAACCUCAUGAAGAUAGGCUACCAGCUGAAGCAGGUCCGCGAGCGCCUGUGCAAGGGCCUAGUCGACAAAGGCAUACUCCGCACCGAGAAGCGCAACUUUCUGCUCUUCGACAUGGCCACCCACCCCGUCGCCGAUGGUGGUGCUAAGGACGAGAUCCGCCGCCGCGUUAGAAACGUCUUGACUCAGCGCACCGUUGUCCUGCCCGCCUCGCAGUUCCUUCCCGAGAACCUCGAGUUCCGCUACAUCCGGACCAUCUCCAUGGUCUGCGCCGCCUACGCCGCCAACGUGUUGGAGAACGCCCUGAGCACGCUCGGCCACGAGGCCCGCGAGCGCGCCUUCACCCAGACCGACGAGCUGCUCGCCGAGUAUUCCCAGUGGCCUUUCGGCAGGAAGGCGAGCUCUACCGGCAUCGGAGCGAACCUCCCACAAGUCAUAUCCGAGGUCAGCACGGGCAAAGACAAGGAGCUUCAACUCGAAGUUGUGGCCGCCUGCCUGAGCGUUUUCACUCGUCUCGACUCACUCCUGUAGACGAGCUUGCUCCUUUUCCGUCUUAUUCUACCACAAACUAUUUUUCUCUUUUUCUAAACAUGUAAUGAUGUCUGGCAUCUAUAUUGCCAAAAACUCUGUACUCGGCGUUUGCCCACAUACCCGUCCAAAAACCCAGACCCGCUUCUUCGCCAUCCCGCAACGAAAAAAAAAAACGAGAAUACAACCGAUUUCCCGCCCGAGAUAUUUCGAUGUUGAAGCAAACGACUGGUUCUGGA